This is a messenger RNA of Ziziphus jujuba (common jujube), 733 nucleotides long. Its product is annotated as STS14 protein. The record is from RefSeq and is a predicted model, not a curated record. The transcript has a single exon. The coding region runs from base 104 to 691 and encodes 195 amino acids. NCBI's taxonomy places the organism in Eukaryota, Viridiplantae, Streptophyta, Magnoliopsida, Rosales, Rhamnaceae.
UUUAUUUUACCUACUUUUCUUUAUUUUAUAAGUAGCAGACAGCGAGGUAGACCAAAGUCCAAACCCGUCUGGGUAACAAUUUCCUAAAGGUCCUCCUCUAUAUAUGUUCCCCCUGCAUGCACUUCAUCAAUUGAUAAUAGCAUUGAAAAUGGGCCGUGCCUUGGUAGGAUCAGCGGUGGCUGUAGCCGUAAUAAGCCUGAUGAUCAGCUCCGCCAUCGUCCAUUGCGCCAUGGAUCCUCCAGUUCAAUCGCCAAUCAAUUCAGCCGCCAGGGAAUUUCUGGAGGCUCACAACCAGGCAAGAGCCUCAGUAGGAGUUGGUCCUCUCAAGUGGAGCGAGACGCUUGCAAAUGCCACAGGUCGAGUUGUGAGAUACCAGAGAGAUAAAAUGGGUUGCCGUUUUGCGGAGCUGAACGAUAUAAAAUUCGGUGCCAACCAGUUUUUCGGUGGUGGAUCAAGUAGUGGAUGGACGCCUCGCAUGGCGGUCGAUAAGUGGGUGGGAGAGAAGAAGUACUACAACUAUACCAGCAACACGUGCGCGGCCAAUGAGAAAUGCGGCACGUACACGCAGGUGGUGUGGAGGAAUUCGACGGAGUUGGGUUGCUCCCAGGCUAACUGCGUUAAAGAAAUGGCCAGUCUCAUCGUUUGUUUCUAUAAUCCUCCUGGCAACUAUGUAGGAGAGAGACCUUAUUAACGCACUUCUGUAUGAAUAAAUAAUUUUAUGGUCCUUCUAAUA